Messenger RNA from Tachysurus fulvidraco (yellow catfish), 8148 nucleotides. Its product is annotated as KIAA0232 ortholog. The transcript is spliced from 8 exons. Lineage: Eukaryota; Metazoa; Chordata; Actinopteri; Siluriformes; Bagridae. The record is from RefSeq and is a predicted model, not a curated record. The coding region runs from base 471 to 4484 and encodes 1337 amino acids.
UGUGACUAGAUCCAAAAUGGCGGCAGUUGCCUUACUACGCGUGAUCGAAAUAAAAACACGGUCAGAGCUUGAGCUCUGGAGCGGCCGGCAGCGGGAGAGAAGUUACCGCUUCUCCUGCUCCGCUUUCCCCUGAUUACACUGAAUAAAAGGCAGGUGAUUCCGGAGCUGUCCGUCGCCCACCAUGAAGAUCUCUGAGUGCAAACUGAGCACGCUUUGUGUUCUCCUAUAAGCUGCCUGUACUCUUUGAACCAUGCCUGAAGAUUAGAGCACCUCUACUAGCCACAUACCAUUUUAAAAAUCUGCAUGACCCUCCAUGUAGGCCUUCUCUCCUCUGUCCCACUGGAGUGAACACCCCUAGUCUUGAUUUCCUUCCCUUCCCAUUGAGCCCAUUCUUUGUUGUCCUCUUGAAGACAAACCGGGACAAUGUCCCUGUAUUUAAAAAUGGCUCCUACAUAAAACCCUUCACUCCCAUGCGUUCAGUAAGUGGAGACUUGUCCAGUGCUGCCCCUCCCAAGAGUGUGUCGUUGCUGGACUCUCUUUCCCCAUUCGAUAUGUCCCUGCUACAGUCCCUGGGCCCAGUGCAGAGCUGGCUGGGCCAGGAGCUGGAGAAAUGUGGCAUAGAUGCCAUGAUCUACACCAGAUACGUCCUCAGCCUCCUGCUGCACGACAGCUAUGACUACGAUCUGCAGGACCAGGAGAAUGACAUCUUCCUGGGUUGGGAGAAGGGAGCCGGCAAAAAAUGGGGGAAGAGCAGGAGGAAGGGAGGGACAGACCUAAGUCUGGAGGAGAUGAAGAAGCAGGCUGCUGUGCAAUGCCUGCGUUCUGCUUCUGAUGAAAACUCUGGAGUUGAAAGUUUAGUUGAGGAGCUUUGCUCCAAGCUCAAGGACAUUCAGAACAAACAAAAAGUUCAUUCUUUUACAGAAAAAGAAAAGCAAACAAUAAAGAAGUCAGAUGAAUCUCGAUCACCUGAAUUGGCUGAAUCACCUUCUUCUAAAGACCAGGUGGAAAUGUACUAUGAAGCCUUUCCACCUCUAUCAGAAAAACCUGUUUGUCUGCAAGAGAUUAUGACCGUGUGGAACAAGGCUAAAGCGAGUGCAUAUUCCAGCUCCUCAUCUGCUGCCCCUCAAACAAGCACAGAUACCUCCUCCCCAAAAGACUGCACCAGUGAGGGUGAAGUCAUCAAGGACAAAGCAACUGAUGCAUCAGUUGUCGUCUCCACUACUAUGGAGAAGGCUCAGCAAAGACGCAGCAAGAAAGAAAAAGAGAACCGAUACCACGGGGGUGCUUCUGGGGCUUGCAACGACCAGGUUGUUUUUCAGAAUAAAAGGCACGCCAAACAUCGAUCUGAUUUGGGGCACCGUCCUCGGUCCUGGUCCUCUGGCUCCAGCGAGGGUGGCUCAAGCUCCAGUGGUAACCAAGGUGAGGCAAAGACCUGUAAAGGAGUUCGGAUCAGACAGAGGUCUCGUGAGAUUAGCAGCAGAAACAAAAGAGGGCGAAACUACAAGCAAGUCAAACUGGCCCUAAAGGCUAUUGACAAAGAAGAGCGCAGAAACACAGGUAGCAGUUGCAGUGCCUCCGAAGGCCCUUUGAAGCACCAACAGCACUACACAAAAAAGGGCAAAAAGCCAUUAAGGGAGCUUCGAAAAGAUCCCAGCUGGGUUGACUUGAAAGAGUCUGGAGGUGAAGCCAAUAACAACAGGGAAUACAUGGAAGAACCCCUUUGGUACACCGAGCCCAUAUCGGAGUAUUUUGUCCCGUUCGGUUGGAGUAAACUGGAGACAAAGUAUCGAAGCAAACCAGAUUCCCCCAGUGACCUAGCUACAGCCAUUAAUGUGGACAGUCUGUCAGAGCAAGUACAAGGGAUCUGCAUUGCCAACACUUCAAUUCAAAGGGCGUACCUUGCAGCAGGUACAUUCGUGGAUGGGCAUUUUGUUGAAGUUUCCAGUGAGGCAAACGGGGAAGCCACUGAACUGAAUGGGACCUCAAGCUGCCCUCUUCCUGAGGAUGGUAAAGAUUUAGAUGAUGAGCAUCUGUCUGAAUUCACUCACUUCUAUGAAGUCGAUAUAUACCAAUCCAUAUUGGAUCCCAGUGCCUCAGAUGCAGUACAAGAAAGUCGAAUCUUAAACAUGAUUCGGCAAAAGAGCAAUGAGCCAAGAGACAUUGAGGCAGGGAGUUGUGUAGAUUUAGAUGGCUUUGACCUGCAGGGGGAAAGUGCAAUAAAGGCAGAUUUUUUGGGAGCUUCGGGAGAUGAUGUGAUUCUUACGCAAGACAUGGAAAACAUUGCUCAUAUGUGGGAGUGCUGCUCAUCAUCUAGUUCUGAGGAAUUGGAAGGAGAAAGUUGUGCAGGUGACUCUCCAGUUAGGCUCUCCCCAAUGUUGGGCAGUGUGCCAUUUAACCUGAGCAGGUUGUCAGGAACUUAUGGUGAGCCCUCUGUCCAGGAUGUCACUGGGAGCACGAUGGCUCUAAACUCCUGUUUCUCGCUCUUUGAGGUGCAGUGUGAUGGCUCUGCUUUCCCCUUUUCUUGCGACUCUCUUGCAUCCAGCCGUGAAAAUAUAGAUUCAAGUAGCUUUCUAGAUUCUCAUGCAAACAAACAGUCUCGCUUGCUAAUUUGGACCAAAAAUAGUGCCUUUGAUGAGAACGAACACUGCUCUAACCUGUCUACACGAACAUGCAGUCCAUGGUCCCACUCAGAGGAGACGCGCUCAGACAUUGAGCAAGUCACUGGCCAAGCAGAUGAGUCUUCUCAGUUUGGCAGUGAGGAACUUGGCUGCAUAAUUCCUCCUGUUCCAACUUCAUACCUGGAGGAGGAGUUUUUGGAUUUCUUGCAGGAGAGCCCGAGUCACCAGCAAGAUAAAAUGAGUGCAGGCAUAGUGUCCAAUCAGACCUUCAACAAGGUAUCCAAACUCGAGUCUGUUUGUGGAAUAGCUUUAGAGCAGGAUGAGGGCAAACAGUACAACUCUGUUUUGUUUCCAGAAGACACCAACCAACAAAAUGAUGAUUACAGCUCAGGAAUUAUAAAAGAUAUUUGGAUGGCUAUUGGAGACCGAGAUUGUGUUUUAGCUCUUGAACUGGAGAAAGCAGAUGAUGACUUGUUUUCAGAGGAGACAUCCAGCUAUCACUGUGGCUGUCUUGAUGGGGAGGUGAAAGAGACCAUCGAAAAGAAGGCUGUUCAGCGUUCAGAGUACCACCUUUGGAAGGGUAAGAAGGAUGAUCAAGGUCUGGCCAAAAAUCAAGUCUCCAAGGUGGAUGGAGGAGACUAUGCAACACCUGCCAGGCCGUGGGAUGUUGAUUCAGAGAGGGACAGUACAUCAUUUAUUCUUGGAGGAGUGUACGGAGAACUAAAGUCCGUAAGCAGUGACGAGGAGUGGACUGUGGUACAGCCCAUCAACACCUGUGAGAACCUGUUGCAGUGUGCCUCAGCUUCCUCGUCUGAUGUGGUAACCAUUGCAGGGACUGACGUGUUCAUGAAUACAGGCAGUUGCUUUGCUCCUGGUCAUAAGCCUCUGUGGCGCCCUUUGGUGUCCUUUGGACAGAACAGUCAGGCUACCAAAGGGUCGGGGGAAGGACUGAAUAAGGGAUUUUCUGUUAUCUUCCAUGAAGAUUUACUUGGAACCUGUGGAGGCUAUUGUGGAGAGCAGCAAGGACUUGAUUAUCCAUUUUCAUCCUUUGAUCUCAAUAACCCUUUUUCCCAGGUCCUGCAUGUGGAAUGCUCAUUUGAACCAGAAGACAUGGCCUCUUUCAGCCCAGGAUUCAAGCCAAAGUCCAUAUUGUGCUCAAACUCUGACAACGAGCCAUUCAGUCCAAGCCUAUAUGGCAUCAACCGCACUCAGUACCGGGCCAUCCGCAUAUCCCCAAGAACUCAUUUCCGACCGAUAUCAGCCUCUGAACUUUCUCCUGGCUGUUGUAGUGUGUCGGAUGGAGAGUCUGAAAAGGAGGAAAUGAGUCUUCCCAUUACUGGUCAGUCAGAUCUAUUUGAUAACCCCCAGGCAGACCUCAAACCCCUGGAGGAAGAUGCAGAGAGCGAAGGCCCUUACUAUGGAAAGUCUGAACUGGAAUCUGGUAAAUUUUUACCCAGAUUAAAGAAGUCGGGCAUGGAGAAGAGCGCCCAGACAUCACUCGAUUCCCAGGAAGGUGGGGGUACAACUCUGACCACUGUCGAGCAGGAGAUUUGCUUAGACUGCGAAGUCGCAGGAAAAUCCACAGCAGCAGUGUCUGCUGUGAGCUCUCUUGUGGAAUUGCCUGUGGAUGCAUUUCAGAAACCAGAGUCCUGCAUAGAAAGGGAGGCCUGUAGGUCUGUUGGUGCAAGCCAGCUUCUGGAAUUUGGCAAAUCAUACAAUGUGGUUCAAGAUUUGGAUGAGUUUCCACUGUUGAGUUUUGGAGAGAGAAGUGUGAUGAAUAGCCAGCGAGAGGAUUGCUGGUGGCAGAAUACGCUAUGUUCCUCCAUCUUUUCCGGAUCUCGGUGCACAGAAAGCAGCAACAUAUGAGUUUGCUGCUGAGCACCGAGUCGCAGAACCGUGCUGAAAUUCUUUUCAGCGCUUUUCUUCUUCUGCAUUAAACCAGCAGAGGAUGAUAAGGAUGUGGAGAAGCUUCAUCAGGACAGAACAUCAACACCUCUAUUAAUCUUUAAGUUUAUUCCCUCCGCCCUGGCCAAUCCGCCAACUUUCACCCCACGUUCUAUAGUCAUUAGAAACGUAACCGAAGGGGAACUGUGUGUGAUUGCGUGUGAGCGUGUGUGUGUGUGUGUAACAGUGUGUUUGUGCACGCUCAAACUUUAUGGAUCGGUUUGAAGUGUGUGUGUAUUAAUCAGCUUUGCCAAAGGCAUGUAGGUGAUAAUGAUCCUUAGUUGAGUCAAGUAAUCUUUACUUGAACCCCAUCUGAUAGGUGUGUGUGUGCGCGCGCGCGUGUGUGUUUGUGUGACACUAGCGUCACUCCUUAACAGCAAUGACAAAAAAAAAUUGUAGCCUGUCGCUUUCUCACACCAGCGGUUUUAAGAUUUAUUUUCUACUGUUUUGAAGGAGUGACAUUUAGUGAUGAAUCUUCCCCAUUCACCGAUUUUGAAAAACGUGAGAAAGCAUUUUUUUUUCUUUCUUUUUUUUUUCUUCUUUCUCUCCCUCCCCCCUGCAGCGUAGAGCUAAUUGUUUGGUUUGUGUUAUUGAAAACCGACUUCCCCCAUAUAAGCAUAAUAUCCUUUUGUGUAACGUAUCAGAAGGGGGGGAACCUAAGAAAGUGUGAAAAAAGGUUUUAGUUUCGCAGUUCCUUAUUACAGUUUACAGCUUACGCGUAAAAAAAAAAAAAAAGUUAUUUUAAUAAAACGAAAUAUUAACGCAUAUAUGAGCUAUAGGUGCAACUUGGGUUUGUUUUGGGUUUUUUAUGGAGGGACAUCUGUAGCAAAAAGAAACGGUACGAUCGAUGCUUUAAAAACACUCGUGUGACCUUCGGAUAUUUUGUUGCACGUCAAAAUUGUUCCUCGUAAACCAAGCGACACAAAGGUUUCCUGAUUUAUGUGCAUAAUUUUUUUUUUCUCUUUUUAAGAUCAGAAAUUUGUUGCAAAAUAUAGUGGUUUUAGUUUCUUAGAAAGCUAUGAGAGUUGUUUUCUUUUUUUUUCUCAAUUUUUUUUUUUUUUUUUAGAAAGCAUUUAGUGUAGACUCGCGUGUUUUGGUGUGGGUUGCAGCUUUUCAUUUUAAAAAAAGCCGGUGGCAUGACGACCCGGUAUAGAAAUUGUUCGCCAUUAUAAAAAAAAAUAUAUAUAUAUAUAUUUAUAAAUUUAAGCGUUCCUGUUACUGCAAACGUAGCCAAUCAGCACGAGAUGCAAAUUUUACUUCUGUUUUGCACUAAAGUUACGAGGCUGCAUUUGUUUAUUAUUAUUAUUUUUUCUUCUAAAGUAGAAUUUUCUUCUUUUAAUAAACAAAUAGUUUGUGAAAUACUUUCAUCAUCUGUUUAAACAUUUAUAUAAAAUGCAUAGGUGGUUUUUGUUUGUGAAUUAGCCUCGUAACUCCAGUGCAAAAUGUUCAAAAUAAAAAAAAAAAGUUUGUUUAAAAAAAAAAUAAGUAAAAAGAGAGGGGGGAGAAAGGGCAACUCCGGGUGCGUCUCUGCUGCUCGGCUGUGUUUGUUAACGAGGACAUAUAGACUUUACACUCUGCGCUUUGUAACUUUCUCUUAGAGGAAAGCUGUGAUAUUGUUCGAGUUGGUAAAGAUUUAAGACGUUUGCUUCGUAAGAACAUGUUUAUUAUAGUCUGUUCUCUUUUUUUUUUCUUCCCAUCCUCACAUUUACGUGUGCUCCAUAGAAAAGUGACACUCGUUAAUGCAUACAGAGUGAAGACCAGUACAUGCACAAACACUACACACACACACGCACACACACACACACACACUUACUACUACUUUAUACAGCUUUGGUCUUUAUUCCACCUUAUUAAUGUCUCUCAUCUGCCCUCUGAGCCAGACAUCUUUAGUUUUAUUAUUAUAAUUAUUAUUAGUUUUUUGUUUUUAACGGAUGUUCCAGAUCUACAGAGAGUCGCGGAUUUCACACGUACGAAUCAGAGCGAUCCGAUCUGUAUCACCCGGGCGCUGGUCCGAAAAACUGAGACGUCAUCAGACUGUCCGCGGCGACGGUUUGAGUUAACUACACAAACAAACCCGCAAAUAUCGUUAGAUUCCCUGAGGAUGAACUCGGUUGUCAUCGUUGGCGUGACUUUGUGUCGCAGCUUUUUUUUUUUUUUUGUUCCUCCACGUCUCAGUAUGGACUCUUGUUUUUGAUGCGUUAGUUCGAAAGAAAGUUUUCAGCCUGACUACUGAAUAGAGUUAAUCAGCUUGCAGUAACUGUGUGUUUAUGACAACAUUUAUAAACAUACCGUUUACAUAUUUGACCAAAAUAUGUCUGUGUUUUCAGUGUAGAGAAAACAACGUUUUUAUUUGACCCUGUUCAAAACGUUCGGCCUGAUCGUGAGUCAGAUCUUCAGCCCGGCGCUUCUGAUCAGAUCAGUGCUCAGCAGAUCCAUUAACAGCUCCUUUGAUUCAAACAGAAGCGUUCCGUCAUCACGCUAAUUGUGAGCUCUUUGACUACUCCGAUAUCUGGAAGAUCCUAAAACCUGCAGUUUGCUGUGUUGUAGUUUCUGAUUGCGCCUCCUGGUGGCUGCGGUACUGUAGUGCACACUAUGGACGAAGCACACGUUGUUUUUCUUUCUGGGAUAUUUUGGGGGGGGAGAUAAUCGAUGAAGAAAAUGGAUGAAUACAGUACGUGAACUCAGUAAUUCACACCAUAUUAUUUAACACUCAGAUUGACUCGAUUUAGUAAAACAGAUUUAAUUCAGCAGAGACUAUCUAUUUUACUAACACGCUUCCACAGGUGGUACCUUUUUUUUCUUUCUUUUUUUUUAAUGAAAACACUGAGUUGAAAAAUAAAGCAUUAAUUUAUUAUUAUUAUUAUUAUUAUUAUUAUUAUUAUUUCAGCCUAGACAGCACCUGACAUCUGUGAAAAGACAAGUGGGGGGGAGGGCUAGAGUGAAAGAUGCAUGAGGUCGUUGAGGCUAAUAUAGUAAUUGGACAUCACAGUCCCUGAUUUGCUUUGCUUUAAACUGCGAAACAAGUUUUAAAACAAACAAAAAAAAAGUGUGUAACUAAGUUUUAUUUUCUUUUUUGCUUUUAACUAUUGCGUGAAUGAAUCUAUGUGGGUCCUCAAAAUAAGAAUUUAAAAACAAACAAGCAUCAGAAAUUGUGUUCAGAGAGACCACAAUAUAACAGUACGUGUUCCAUGUGUGAGAUUGGAGUAGUGCGUACUCAUGCUAGACUUUGUCCUGCAGCUCUGUUCCAUCGUUUAUUUUGUGUGUUGAGAGGAAACACUUCCCCAGUGCGAGUCAGGAUCGCACUCUUCAAGCACUGAGGCUUCUUCUUUUGUUGGGUUCUCUCUCUCUUUUUUUUUUUUUUUGUGCUCUCUCUCUCUCUCUGUGUUCCUGUUUUAUAACUCAUCUAUGCUGCCCGGUGGGGUUCCAUCAUCAUCAUCAUCAUCAUUUCCGACCCGUCUUCAUCACCUCAACGCCUCAGUGCAACCGAAACCCCAAACAUGGUCACGUUGUUCUAAUUCCAUGUAUAAAUCCAACAGAGAUUUGCUUCAUUGUUGAGUUUCUGAAUCUAAUAAAGAGAUUGAGAACA